AUGGCAGCCAACGGCACCAACGGCACCAACGGAGCAAAGGUCGGCUUCGACGUUAGUGGACUCGUACCGGCGCCCGUCACGCCUUUCAAUGAAGAUGGCAGCGUCGACUAUGCCGCCAUUCAGCGCCUGGGGUCAUGGCUCGGCAGCAUCGACGGCGUCAAGGGUCUGGUGGUGCUAGGCCAUGCAGGCGAGGGCACGUUUUUGACCCAGGAGGAACAAGUCGACGUCAUCAAGGCGUUUGCUGCGUCAGUUAACCAUAAGGUGCCCAUCAUUGCCGGAAUCACGGCCGAAGGCACCGAAGUCGCUGCUCUCGAAGCCAAGAGGGCCAAGGAGGCCGGUGCGGCUGCGGGCCUACUCUACCCGUCCCAUGGCUGGCUGCGCUUUGGUUACCAACCAGGUGCCCCUCAGGACCGCUACCGGCGCGUCUAUGAGGUCAGCGGCCUGCCGCUCAUCCUCUUCCAGUACCCGGACAACACCAAGGCGACGUACAGUCUGCAGACGAUGCUGGACAUUUCGGCGCAGCCGGGUGUCUUUGCCAUGAAGAAUGGCGUGCGGAACAUGCGCCGCUGGGACACGGAGAUUCCUGUGGUCCGCCGCGAGCGGCCCGACCUGCAGAUCUUGACGUGCCACGACGAGUACCUUCUGCACACUGCCUUUGACGUCGACGGCAUGCUCGUCGGCUACGGCAACAUUGCACCGGAGCCCCUGAUUGAGUUGAUUGCGGCUGGAAAGGCAAAGGACUACAAGCGGGCUCGGGAGCUUCACGACCAAUUGCUGCCCGUUACCAAGGCUGUCUACCACCGUGGCUCGCAUAUGGAAGGCACUGUCGCCCUCAAGCACGCACUGGUGGCUCGCGGUAUUCUGAACCACGCCGCCAUCCGGUCGCCGCUGCUGCCGCUUCCGGAUGGUGCUGAGGAAGAGAUUCACACGGCUGUGAAGCUGGCGAAACUGCCUCGCGUCCUGUGA
This is a messenger RNA of Sporothrix schenckii 1099-18, 966 nucleotides long. RefSeq lists its product as uncharacterized. The record is from RefSeq and is a predicted model, not a curated record. NCBI's taxonomy places the organism in Eukaryota, Fungi, Ascomycota, Sordariomycetes, Ophiostomatales, Ophiostomataceae. Gene Ontology annotation, molecular function: 4-hydroxy-tetrahydrodipicolinate synthase activity. The transcript has a single exon. Bases 1 to 966 code for a protein of 321 amino acids.